This is a messenger RNA of Cotesia glomerata, 1834 nucleotides long. Its product is annotated as dorsal-ventral patterning protein tolloid-like. Gene Ontology annotation, biological process: proteolysis. The transcript is spliced from 5 exons. The record is from RefSeq and is a predicted model, not a curated record. Bases 146 to 736 code for a protein of 196 amino acids. Lineage: Eukaryota; Metazoa; Arthropoda; Insecta; Hymenoptera; Braconidae. Gene Ontology annotation, molecular function: metalloendopeptidase activity; zinc ion binding.
UUUAGUCAAUAUAAGUCGUUAAGUAUUAACGCACGUGACUAUCAAAAUAUCAUCGAUUAUAAUAACAUUAGAGAGAUACUUCUAACACUCAAAGAAGAAAGUACAAGUCACAACAAUUCAAUAGAAUAUUAAAAAUAUUUUCGAAAUGAAACUACUGCUUCAUUUGAUAGCAAUUCGCUUGAUAUUAAUACUAUCGAUGAUUAUUGUGAUUAACUCACAUAUAGUUCAUGAAAACUCGAAACAUGUUGAAAAUAAUGUAACGAAAUCUGAAUAUAUUGAGCUGUUCGAGAGAAUACGGAGAACAGUUGCAACGAAAAGCAAAGAUCGCUUGUGGGAUCAAGGUGUUAUUCCUUUUAUAAUUGAUGAUGUGUUUAGUGGUUACCAACGUAAAUUAAUAAAAGAAGCAAUCCGUGUAUGGGAGAAGUCGACAUGUAUUACAUUCAUAGAGACAGUUCCUGAAGGUAGAUCCAAGUAUUUGGCAAUCACCAAAGCAAGUUGCAGAUGUUGUCUUAUGGUGGAACCAAUUUUCGAGAAUAAAGUAAUACUGAGCUUCGCAGAUGGAUGUGAUGAAUUUCCGAUAGUUCUGCAUGAGCUAGGACACGCGAUUGGAUUGGAGCAUGAACAUAUUCGUCCUGAUCGUGACAUGUUUAUUGAUGUCAUUUAUGAAAAUAUACCAGAAGAAUUUUUUAGUGAAUUUGAAAAAGGAUCACCUCAUGAUGUACAAACAUUCAACUAAACCUACGACUAUCAUUCAGUCAUGCACUAUCCCAGUGAUGCAUUCUCAAUUUAUUGGCCUUUGGAAACCCUAUUACCAAAACAAAAAAAUUUAUCUCUUGGAACAAACAUCAAACUAAGCGAGGGUGAUAUAUCGACUGCAAAUAUGUUAAACAGUUGUCCCAAAUGUGGAGGAAUCUUCUACGGGAUUUCUGGUUCAUUCGGUCCCUCAACGCAUUCAAGCAAUUCAAUUCAAAUGAAAAACUGCAAAUGGAGAAUCAAAGCUUCAAAGGGUGAAAGAAUCGAACUUGUAAUACCUACGUUAAGAAUUUUCCAGAAUCCUAACUGCACAGAUGAAUUUUUAGAAAUAAGAACUGGUUAUCCGCCUCAUAGCACUGUCUUAAGCCGAUACUGCGGAAAUUUUUCAUCCAUCAGCAUCAAGACCAAUAAUGUUUUAUUCGUGACAUACGUGAAAGCAACGACAAGUAAUCCUUCCAUAGGUUUCACAGCUCACUAUAAUAUUACAUGUGGCGGAAUUUUCGACAUCAAGUUAAAUACUCCUUUCAACCUGGAAUCAACUAAUUUUCCAGAUGCGUAUCCACUAAGUCGACGAUGCACUUGGAAAUUUACUGCACCAAAUAAUCAUCGCAUAGCGAUGAAAAUUCACUAUUUUGAGCUUGAAUUGUAUGACAGCUGCAUUGAUUUUCUUAUGAGUAAGGAUGGUAUUGAUUAUAACUCAAAAAUCAUUGGAGUGUACUGUGGUAAACGCGAUUCGUGGCAAAUUAAUUCAACUGAUAACAAAUUAUUGGUUGACUUUUCUAGUGACAGAAUGAUCAAUUAUUCAGGAUUUUCAGCAACUUUGUUUGCAAUACCCUUAGAUGGGUGAUCUUAUAAACUAUGAUUCUGAAGUAUAAGUUAUACGAUAGCGCAGCAAAACCCGACAUCCGUUUUUUGAAUCUUCUAUGAUUAUACAUUGUUUUAUUAUCCUUCAAGACCAGGUUGAUCCAAUUUAAGAAGAUUUUAAUAAUUUUUAAUAACCUCGACUGACCUUCAACAAAUUUUUACUUAGCCGAUCUUUUGAAAAAGCUUCUAAAGCAUCAAGAGGUAAACUAAUUUAUUU